GUCCCUGACUUGUGCAGCUUUGAAAGCACACAGUGUGCUAGUGCUACUGCUGUCCGCCAGUGGUGGUCUACCCUCCUCUGCCACUUCUGCACGGCUCUGGGUCGUAUUUUGCCCUUCAGCCUGUCGUUUGUCAGCACCUGGUUGCCUUCAGACAAGGACGGUGAGAAACCUUUAACCUGUGUUCUCUAUAUGUCCAAAUUAAGUUUUGCGACUUUGAAAUCGCUUAUUAAACGUGUACCGUUAAGCUAGCUGCAGCUUGUAGGUGUGCUUAUGUGUUAAAGAAACCUCUCUUGUGUGUCAAAAAAUGACUUUCUUGUGUAGCACACACGUGUAACAUACCAUGACAUCCAACGAGCUAUAUGUCUGAUUAUUAAUUUAAUAUGAUAGCAUAGCUAGGUUUUCUUAUCUUUUGGAGCAAUUUAAUUUUGGAAACACGAAACAUGAUAGCAAUAACUUAUACUGCAACUCUCCAAUUUUAACAAAUUAAAUUGAUCUUUUAAGCUUCAUUUCUAAUCAUAUCAAACAUCAUAAAUCAACAUGGUUUUAUUUUGAUAAGUCAAGACGGAAGUUAGUUCCGGAUUCUUUACACUUGACGUUUUCAGUGUCGCUUUCAGCCCGCAUGGUUCCUUAUCAGCUCCCAAAAACUUGAAAAAUAGACUUGAACGUUACUCUCUCUGAUAAAUGAGUGUGUUGCUCGUAGUUUAAUAUCCUGUAAACGUUAAAAGAGCAGUGCAGCAGCGGUGUGUUUCCUUACUAAAAGCUGAAGGACGUUUCACGCCCCUUUGUCCACCACGUGGGUUAUGUAAGUUGCAUUGUGUCAUGUAUGAUGCAGGUACAAAACGUACUAUAUGUAAGAUUGACAUGUCUUGAGGUUAUCUGCCUUUGAGCUUGCAGUUAACAGCCAUGCAGAUCCAGAGACACCUAAAAUGAUUCUAAGCUAUCAGUCUCAGCCUCAGAGCCUCUCUGCCAGAUGGGCAAGUGAGCCCUGACCACCUGACACAGUAUGACAUUAAGCCACCAUACCUCUGAUGUAACUGAGUGUAAUGUUUGUUUAAUAUCACAGCUGUUUUCCUGUUUGACAACAGAUUACAGCAUGACUUUUGAUUUAGACACCCACAUGCGACUGUUUUCUCCUAGAAAUGACUAAUUCAGCCAUUACACUCCUUUGAGGAUCAAUAUCAGCUUACACUCAACCUGCUGAUGGAUAGGAAAAUAUUUGAUGUUUACUGAUUGCUGCAGCACGUAUGUGACAAUUGCACUGUAAAAUGUAUAACACUGAAACAUUGACUCAUAUGAGCCAUGAUUGACUAUAAAUGGAGUGGUCAAAAUCAAGAUUUUCCUUUAUUCUAAUACUUAAAAGAGCUUCAGCCAACAUCAGAGCUGACAAUCUUUAUAAAAUCAAGUAACUAAUUCAAACUGAACAUCUACGGAGUAAUGAACUCAAGCUCUUGAAGCAGCAGGAUAAUAACCGACUCUAAUGACACAAACCGUGCUUAAAAUGUAUUUGAUGUGUAUUUUAAAUGUAUAGUUUGACCCAUGUUCAAUGUGUUAACAUAAGCUACAAAUAAUUGUCUUGGAGUCCGUGAACACUUCUGGCCUCCAUUUAAAUAUACAGUCUUUGGGGGGGAGCUUGGACAAUAUUUAACCUCCUGGCAAAGAGCUACAAAGCUAGAAACAGGAGGUGUGCCCCAGAUCGCAUACUUCCAUACUAAAUACUAAAUUGAGUAUGUUAAGCAUACUAUGUACUCAAUCAUGCAGUGCGUGAGUUUCAAGGGUGCAGUGCUGUCCCAAAUCACAAACUGCCGCGUGCGCACUCACCGGAAAUUACAGACGAACAAAAACUAAAGAAAUAAUGACAUGAUAUGCUGCAGACAAACCCCCAUGGCUGACUCUGCCUCUAUUCACAGGCUAGCUAGCCUCGCUGGUUGUAUAGUCCAUGAACAGGCUCUGCUGGCCCACUGGUUAUUUUUUAUUUGCCAUGGGUAAUGCUGCGGAGCCUGGCAGCUACUAUCUAACUACCAUUAGCAUUCGCAAUACUGUUAGCGGUAAAAGACAAAAAACGGUUUACACCACAAAUGUACUCGAAACGAUAAAUGCUGGCGGUCCCAGGUCGACCAUCGCCGACGCACUGACACCACAGCCGUCCGCAGCCAUUCUUACCGUUGAAAUGAGUGCAGGCGAGUGUCCACAGUCGGAUACUCAAAAUCUUGACCGGUUUGAGUAUGUCAUCUGGGUUCUUUUGCAUACUUAAUUUUCACAUACUAUCCAUACUUUUUUCCAUUUUGAUUUGAGUAUACUCAACAUUUAAGUAUUUAGUAUGGAAGUAUGCGAUUUGGGACACACCAAGGGCCUUGAAGUUGCAUCUUGUUGCUUUGCGCUGCAUUGCUCAUGGGUAUUAAAGACACUCAAAAAGGCAACAAUGGAUCCAGCUGAUUUCAGCUUACGUCUCAUCCUAUGGAACACACUUGUUUUUGCCAUAUUGAUUGAAUUAGCCAAUAAACCCUGUGUUUUAGCUUACUGUAAGGUUUAAUCAUAAGGGCUGGAUAACAGCCUUGUUUAUGUUUGUGGUAGUUCAUUGUUUUUUUCUUUUUUUAAAAAUCAGGCUCAAACUUUUUUUUUGCCUCUUUUCUAACUUGCACAGAUGAAUUCAAACAGUAUUUAUGUUUUAAGAAAUGGUUGUAUUUAGUAUUGAAAAUGUCUUAUUUCUGAGUUUUUGAUCGGAAGACAUGAAACAAGGCUUCUGAAGUACUUGUCAUAAUGAGUUAUGUUUUUUUUUUAUCUUUAUGAUCUGGUCGAGACAUGUUCUUUUUUUAUGUAAAACACAGAUCCUGAUUUUCUAAACCUCUACAUCUGGAAAUUGUUAUUUUCCUCCUCAUUCUGUGUGUUUUUUCUCAGGUGAGACGUCCAGCUUUAACUGUAAGAACGUAUGUGCCUGAGAGUCUGACACACGUCUGUUCGAUGGCUACCUCAGGCUCCACCUUCUCUGCCUCCACCACCACCACUGUGCCUGAGGGUUUUCAUUAUGAAACCAAGUUUAUUGUGCUCAACUACCUGGGACUGCUGCCCGUUGGCAGAUCACAAACCACAACUCAAGGUGAGAGGAAAUGUUUCAAACAAAGACUGUAUUUCUUUAAGAUCCAGAGUAAACUGCUAUGAGGUAUUGCUUCAUAUGAAUUUAUCCUGAGGUGACACACUCCUUAUUACUGCAGUUCAGCUUCUGCCAAGGGCACUCAGUUUCUGUGCUCUUCACUCUGUCUUCAGUGUGGGACACAUAUGUCAGGGCAGACGUCACACUCAGGCUUUCACACAGCACACAAAUAGAGUUGUGUGCACAUGCAAGCAUGGCAGUUAAAGCAAAAAUAUUCAGGGUGUGUGUUUGCAGGUUGCCACCUGUUCUUGAACUCAGUGUAGCUGUCUCCACAUCAGCACCCAAACACAUCCAGAGGCUUUUUCAUAUUGAAACGUGACACUUUAUGACUGUAAACAAAUAGAAAUCAUGUGAGCCCAGAUUCUGUCAGUGUGGUGUCCAGAGCAGCUCCAGGCACCCGGAUGUCUGUUUUCCAUUUUGUGUAUCUGCAAGGCAAUGAAAGUCAGUCAUGUGCACAGCCCUAAUCUCCACACUCACAGACUUUGGGAAAGCAUUGAACACUCACUCAGCAAGGAUGAACCUCAAUGUCAGAUCAUCAAGUGUGUAAAGGCUCUGAUAUUGACUUUAAGACUCCAAAUUACACUCUAAAUGUGAUUCUGUAUUUCUAAAGAACAAGUGUUCCUCCUGUGGCAAGUUGUGUCACUUAAAAGGAAGAUUUAAAAGCAACAACAAUAACUUGCUGUGAUUUGGAAGUCCAGUUUCAGCAUUGUACACAGACCCAGUUGCCAGUCUGCACAGGGAUCAACAUCCACUACUGUUGCCACAUUGGUGUUUACUACAGUCCUGUGAAAAAAGGAAAGUUAACCAGACACAGGCUCUAUGAGGGCAGUAAUAUCAGGUCUUGAGCAUUUCCAUCACGUCAACCACUACAGACGGGCUACAAAACUUAGGAAACAAAUGAGUGACAACACCAGAACUACAUUCAUGUUUUGUACAGUCCAUGCUCUCUACAUUAGUGGACCUCUGGCACAGACACUGGCACUCACCAAAUGUCCUGUGUUUCGCAAGAAUGAGACAGACUCAUUUAGAUGUUGGUGUUGAAACCUUGCCCUCAGUCAGGCCUGGUAAAAAAAUGUGCUGCUGACUAACUCUGCUAACUCUCACUUGGUAGGUUUGUAGAGUUGUUGGCGUUUUUCUUGAAAUACCGUUUCAAAUUGCCUUCCGUCAGCAAGGCCACUCUUUUACUGCAGAGACAGACUGUGAAUUUAAGUGGGGAAAAAAAGAAAUUCCCCUUUAAAAUUGGGCAUAGUUUUAUUUAUGAUGAUCAUAAAAACAUGAAAUUGGAUAAAGUGCACCUCUCCCUCUGUGCCUUCACAGCAGAGUGUGUGCUCUGCCCCUCUCCUCGAACAGUUAUCAUUUCCCUACAUCUCAAGCUCAGAUCAGUGUGUAGCCCAACAACUUUAAGAGUGUGAGGAAGUUGCUGAUGCAGCUGAUGUCAAUGAAAGAGUUUUUUUUUUUUAAACUACACGCAUCUAAAGAUCUCUGUAUCAAAUCAAAAUAAUUGGAAUUGGGAUUAUUGCCAUAAUCUAGCAGCCCAAUCCCCUUCCCACAUUAGGUCAAUGUAACAUGCUCCACUACUGUUGCAUCAGCCGCUACAGUUCUUUAAGAGUGUAGUUAUAGCUAAUCGAUUAUUGACAGAUAUCGAUGACUACUGCAGAGCCCCCUUGAGAGAUGAAUGUUGAGGAGGACCGCUUGCUUUUUUAGUUAAACCAACUUUAGUAAUGACCGCAGGAUAGCAAUACACAGCAGUCUGAGGAGCCACACACAGUCAACCAAAAAGCCAUUUUAUAGCCACAAAUAAUGCUCAGAAGAGUACCUAACUUCAUCAACAGUACAUAUAGGGUCCUAGCCAUAGUACUAACCAUCAGACAUCUUUUUAGCUUUGCCUAUUUCUUUAGCAAAGAGACUAAACACAACUCACCUACUCUCUUCCAGCAGCCGCUUGUUUGUAGCAAGACCUCGACCAGUCAAUGUUAGGCUGAGGCGGGGUGACGCAGCUCAAGGAAGAAUAUUUGUGAUCAUUACUUUAUCAUUUCCUUGAAGUAAUGAUCAUCAUAUUAAUCAUUUUGCACUGCAGACGCGGUAGUUCUUCUGCCUUAGCGUUUCGGUCUGAUUGUAUUUCCAGGAAGAAAGGAUCAUAAAUGUUCUUCCUUGAGCUGUGUCACCCCGCUGUAGUCUGUAAUGGAUUGGACUAUUGUGUGGUCAUUACUAAAGUUGGUAUAACUAGAGAAGCAAGCGGACGGCAACAUUCAUCUCUCGAGGGGGUGUCUAACUCGGUGUUAUGGUGUGUUUGAUGCCGGAAUAUCCCUUUAAACCGUAUCCCCCACAGAUUUUGAAACCUGGUGAUUUUUUUAUAUAAUGAUCCAAAUUUGACUAAGUGGUUGAUAACACAUUUUAAUGUGGUGGGACAUUUUCAGGCCACACUAACUUUCACUUAUCCCUUACUUUUGAAAGAAAAAGAAACUCGGUCUGUGCAGCAGGAGGGUCAGUGAAGGUGAUGGGUCUGCACAGGAAAUCAUCACAGCCUCAUGAAAAAAAGAUGCUUUAGUGUUUUGAGCUUUACAAACAGAAAGGAGAUGGAAAAGAGGCGAGAGAUUUCCUGCCUUUUUCUUUGUUGUACGCAUUCUUGAAAUGGGCGGGGGAAAAAAAAGAGGAGUGGCUGAUCCCUGCUUUCCGCUUGACCCGGUCCAAUUUCUGACAGCCUGUCAUGUGUAAUCACCGCAGGAUUACUCACACGCCGGUGGACCAAUACAGAGUAGUUGGCCAGCUAGCUGUCUGGCUCAAUGCUGAAACAGCAUACAAGCUCAGAAAAACCAACAGUGAUCCUCAGAGGGUUCAUAUAUGAGCUGCAGGGACUCGGACAGAAUAGAAAAAAGGGCGGUCAACUUCCUCUCCUGUAUCAGUCAGCUGCAAAGAAAUAGUUAAGUUUUAUUUAAAUCGAUACUAAUGGAGUUCACAUGGAAAUAAACAUGAUAGCACGAGAUGAAUGAGUGAACAGCUAACAAUGUGUCUUUUCUUUAUCAAACAAUGCUGAUCUAUUACAAGCUGAAUGGCUGGAUUCAGAGUAUUUCCUGUGUGAGUAUAAAAGCUGAAAGUCAAACUCUGAUGCAGCCUCUGUCUCAGUUUUCUUCCUCACGUGGUUCAUUAUGCCCCCAGCAGUGUAGUCUGUGCCCUGUUAAUAAUUUACAUACCUUGUAUGCACACGAUGAGAGAGCACCGUUCAAAUUUUUGGUGUCGUUUGGUUCAGCAUGUCGUGCCAAAGAGCGAGAGAACGACCUGAGAGUCAAAGAUGUUACUCUUGUAGGUGCUCCUCCAUGUUUUUGACACACUUCUGAAUGUGGAAAAUGUGGUGUUAAUUCUGCCAUCAGAGCUCUACCCAGUAUUUCCUCAUAAAUGAUCAUUAAUGAUGAUGAUUUUAAUCAAGUGAUUGGCAGAGAGGGAGAAGAUUAAGGACAGCUGGUUCACUCUCAUGUUUUUAUCUCUUGCAGGAGAUUCCCAGAACCAGAGAGAAAGGACGACAGCGAUAAAAGGGCAGAUAGAGGAAGAGCUGAGACAACUGGAAGAUGAAAUCACUGCCUGUAAGUGGACGCACAAACACCGUAAACACACACACACUCACAAAUACACACAUUCAAGGACGACCAGUCUCAGCCUCCGAGUUUUAACGCAAGAGUUAUUCAGGUCUCAGGUCUUAAUAUGCAAAAUAUUAUUGCUGAGGAUUCACACAAGGGCUGGGCGAUAAACCCAGAAUUUACAGAUACAGAAAUUUAUGACAAUAACUGAUGUCAUUUUGCUUGUAUCGGUAUAUUCAGUGUCAAGUAAAUAAAUAAAUAAAUAAAAGUUGGUUUUGGAUGUGUGUAGGUAGGCUAUGGUCUUAUGUCCCUUAAAGACGCUGUCCUACAUCAGAGAUGUGACUCCACCCCAUUCAGUCUGUAACAAAGAGGGAAAGACAGGUGAGGUGAUGGAGGACGGUUCUAAAGUAGUAGCGGCUGGAGCGGCAGCUGAAGUAGACGAAUUUAAUGUGGGAGGGGGUGAGCAGCUUGUGGAUUAGUUAUUGUCCAUUUAUUGUUAUCAAGGUGAACUGCUCAAUAUCUCGGGAUAUUGAUUUGAGGCCAGAUCGCCCAGCCCUAAUUCAAACUGCCAACCGACAACAUUGCCAGGUAAUAAUUACAGAAAGGACUUUGUCAGCCCAGGUAAAGCUGAAACUCUCAACAUUAACUGGUCAUGACUACAAGUUGUACAAUAAUCUUCAACAGGUGAGUUUGCUUACAUAGGUCAGUGUGUACUCACCCCUUUGUGUUUUGUAUGGCGGUUGUUUUGCAUUGUUGCCUCACGAAUGGUGCCACUCAGGCCUUAAUCAGAUAUUAUGCUAUCUGAUUCUGAGGUAUGUGACAGCAAUGACUCCACCUACGUGAUUGUCUUCAUGUAAAUAAAGAGAAAUGUCAUUGGAUUUUUACAUCCUGGCACAAGGUAAUCCAGAGAGGAAAUUAAUAGAUGGAAGCUGGUUUGAACAAAAUCAGAAAGCCACAAUUCACAAGCAGGUAUUGAACCCUGGAUGCUGCAGUGAACAGUUCAAUACUAUAUCAAGACAGUGAUCGAACAGAGUUAUGCAGGAAAGCCCUGAUGUCUGGGUUGAACAUUGAGUGAUAUUUGCCCUGUUUAUGAUAUUGAUACACCAUGCAUCAAUGUCAGAAGCCUAUGUUUAUGUGUUAUAGCAUCUUUACAACAUCAAUGUAAUGAUGGCAAGACAGUUAAUCCAACUCCUGAUUUAAGACGAUGUUCUUUCUGGGCUGCACCGUAUUGAAAAAAGUUACUUUUGCAGUGUUUGUCUUUUCUGCAGUUUUUAUUGCAACAUAAAAAAAACAUCAGAAUUUAUCACAGAUAUAUGCAGUGUGAUUUGAUUUCCUUAUAAACUAUAACAUUUAUAAAAGUAGAGAGACAGGAGGAGAGAGUACAGGAGGAGCAACGCUAAUAAGCACAAAGAAGUACUGACAUUUCAUCACUUCUUUCUGUUGAUGUGAGAGAUAGUUUUGGAGGCGUCAUGUCACCAGAUAGUAACUUUUAAUGAACAGAAAAUUCAGCCAUCUUCCUCUGCAUGUGAUUUCCACAACACUACUCUGUACGUGUGGCAUAAAUGUGCACCAACAGAUGGUCACCAGCCAAGCAGGAAUAUGCUGUUUUAAAAUCUCCUGUAUCAUCAAUAAUGGCAGCAGUGUGGUGUGCAUAUUCACUAUUCCGGUCAUGUGACACACAAACUCGGCACACACCGCUAACAGACCUCAGUGUCCAAGCGAUGUGCUGCAUGAAAAGGAUAUAAGGAAGACUCUUAAAGGGAUAUUCCAGCGUAAAAUUAAUUCAGGGUCAAACACACCAAAACACUGAGUUAGACACCCCCUCAAGGAAGAACAUUUAUGAUCAUUACUUCAUGGAAAUGCAAUCAGACCGGGACGCUAGGUGGGAGGACUACUGCGUCUACAGUGCAAAAUGAUUAAUAAGAUGAUUAUUACUUCAAGGAAAUGAUAAAGGAAUGAUUAUAAAUGUUCUUCCUUGAGCUGUGUCACCCUGUAGCGGUCCGUAAUGGACUGGCCCGAGGUCUUGCUACAAACAAGUGGCUGCUGGAAGAGAGUAGGUGAGUUGUGUUUAGUCUCUUUGCUAAGAAAUAAGGCAAAGCUAAAAAGAUGUUUGAUGGCUAGUGCUAUGGCUGGGAUACUAUAUGUACUGUUGAUGAAGUUAAGUGCUGUUCUGAGCAUUAUUUGUGGCUAUAGAGUGGCUUUUUAGUUGACGUUUGUUUGUGGUUCCAUAGACCGCUGUGUAUUGCUAUCGUGUGGUCGUUACUAAAGUUGGUAUAACUAGAGAAGCAAGCGGUCGGCAACAUUCAUCUCUCGAAGGGGUGUCUAACUCUGUGUUAUGGACCAGUGAUGGCAAAUGAGAAACUGGAGACAACACAACAUUUAGGGUUGUUCUGAGGAUCAGGCACAAAAGAAGAAGUCAGCACUUUGAGGGUAUUACUCCAUCUCUGAGGAAGAUCCACAACAUUCAGUCAGUAAGACGUUCCAGUGACAUUUGAAGAGGACGGACUGCUGGUAGCAGUUUUUAUACAUCAGGAAGAAUUACAGAAUGUCAGCUGUUGGUAUAUAGAAAAUCUCAAUUCUUUGAUUUUUCCACCUGUUCGUUCUCCCUCUUUUCUUUGUGCUGUUUCUUACAUAGGUAGGCAGUUUGAACACAGAAGUCAAUGUUUGACAAAGUAAACCACUAAAUGUAUGCUUUGAAGGAGAACUUUGCUUUCUUUGCAUAACUACAGUUCUCUGAGCAGCAUGAGAGAAACCCCGCAUUCACAUGCUCUUCAGCUGCCCUGAGUUUCCAUGUUUGAAAGUUGUCACUCAGAGAUCGGUGUGUUGAAAGUUAGACAAGGGAAAAUAAAACACUGACAAAGUUGUGUGAUGUCAAAAAAAACACUCAGAGGGAAGACUCUGAACCGAUGUAUUAAUCUGCAACAAAUAAGUAACAUGACGGGGAAUAAAACGUGUUCCCCCUCAAGGGGAAAGACUGGAGGGGGUUCACCGCUCUGUGAGAGACUGUGUUAGCAACAGGUAAAUAUUUUCAGAAUGCUAGUUUAUGCAAAGAGUUACAGAAUUUCAUUAUCCUGUGCACAUAAUUUAAUUUAAAGAUACAGAAAACAUGGAGAAAUCUCUGUACAAAAGGCUGAGAAACAGUACUGUAUGGCUUUGAUGUUUAGGCUUUCAGAAACAGAAAUGGCUCUGGAGUGGAAAUCACCAUAUGAGCUCAAAAAUCACUUCACACUAUUGUCAAAAAAAUUCAGAUUCUUUCGGAGCUCCCAGGCGCCCUCAUGCUGAAGAAGAAAGGGGCCACUGUGCUUUUCUUUAGAUAACAGUUCAAAAGCCGGUAUCUGGGAUGGUUCUGGGAUAAUAAUGCUGCAUUCAAGUUUCCUAGGAAGUCAGAUGUUGGGGCUGAAAAUGACGUCACACCCAAGUUCCCAGCGUAUCAGCUACCAAGUCUGAAAAAAGCAAAAUUGGAGCCCUGAAACAAGAUGGCGAUGUCUACGAAAGUUAAUUUAGCACUUGCCUUAUAUUCAGACAAGGUAAGUGCUAAAAUAACUUUUGUAGAUGUAGCCAUCUUGUUUCCGCCUCAGAUUUUGCUUUUUUCCAACUUGGUAACUGAAACACUUGUAACUUGGAUGUGACGUCAUUUUCAGGUUGGACUUCUGACUUCAGAGGUAACGCGAACACAGCUUAAGUUUCUGUGGUUUGAGAAGCUUCUACAUCUGUAAAGGCUCCAUUAAUGCUGACUGAUUACUCUGUAACCAAGUUCUUGGCCUGAGGGCGAGCUUUUUGCAUGACUCUUGCGUCAGUGAAAUGAAAUCAUCUUAAUAAUACUGGGUUUUCAAUGUGAGACACUCCUCUGUGCCAAUCUGAGAUUUGCACCUACAAAGAAACUUUCUGAACAGCGUAACAAAGUCUUUCAGAGUCUUUGUGUGAAGACUUGAUUCAUCAAGAUUUUAUGUGUUAUCACUAUUAUUUGUGACUUUGAUACCGAAGUUUCAACUACUCCAUCAGUUCUUCCUUUGUGUCAUGUGAGAGGAUUUUUUUUGCCUUUCCUCAGUAGCCUUUGCUUUCCCUUCUUCCUCAAAUCAAACGUCACUGAGUUUGAGAUAUGAUUCGCUCCUCUUUGUUUGUGCUUCCUGCAGCUGCUUCCACAUCAGGCUUUGACCGGAAAAAAUCUCUGGUGUUUAAUCCAGCCAACCCGGAGACCUCUGUUGAAGACUGCCUGGCUGCAGUGGGAGACCGGGUGUCCAGAGAGCUGGACACACACCUGACAGCAGCCGUGCAAACACUCCUGGCAGGGUGAGUGCGCAGCUUUCUGUGUGUAGAUCCCAGCUGCCAUGGCUUUAGUGCUUAAACAUAAGAUUCCUUUCAAGGUUAGUUUUUUUCUUUUUCCCACCAUUGAGCAGUAAUUUCCUCAUAAAAACUAUUCUCAGACUAACUUCAUACAGUGUGAGGAAACGGGGUGAGAGGUGCAAUCUCGGAGAGUUCACUAAGCCAGUGUUGACACACUGAUCUGUUGCAGACUUUCUCUUCUCAGCGAACUUUUGACCUUUAACUGUGAUUCUAUCCUGCAGAAUUUACAGACACAUUCAUUCACUUAAUGACCCAUAUAGAUAUCCACACAUCCCAGUCGACCCUCAUCAUUAAAAUCACACAUGCUCUUUCUCCUUUAUUGAAUUUGUGGAAGUUAAGCACAUUCUGUCUGUCUGUCUCUCUCACACACACUUCAUCUACACUUUGACCUGUGCUUUUCUUGAUCUCACGAGAAAAGUCACGUACGCUGCAGAUAUAUACAACCCUCCUUGUUGUCCUUGGAGAUAGAUCAUUAUGCACACUUAAUUUACUGCUUGUAAACUGUUGUGUAGUGUCCCAGUAAAAGGUAGAAGUAUCUAAAUAGUGCAUGUGGGCGUUACUGAGAUCUGCUUAACACAUUUGGAGACAUUCCAGUCUGAAAAUAAAUACUGUUGGGCAACUUUCAUGCAAAUUGUUGAUAUUUGAUCCCGUUUGGUUCUUUUGUAUCAGACUUGCUUCGUCUUAUCUCCUCCACCAUAUCUGUACUUUUGGUGGUUGUGUGACUACAAUGUCAGUUCUGUUAUCCCACUGCCUGCACUAGCUUUGAGCUGCAAAUUAAACUCACUGUUUGCCUAAAACCUUAAGAUCUAGUCCUCGAACACUUGCUCUGUGUGUGCUGUUUAGUAUGAAUCCCUCAGUAAAUGCAGCAGCUGGUGCACAGACACACACUUACAUCAUAUUCCCUUAAUGAGUGUUGUGCAUGUGUGCAGUUCACCAUGUGUUCAACAUUGUCAGAGCUCAAACACUUGACUUGUUCUUCACAGAAAGAUCUGUUUUGUGUUUGAGGUGUUGAUGAAUUUUAAUGUGAAUGAACUUCGCUUUGGGGAUCAAUAAAGUUCUGGUAUUGAUAACCUUCUUUAGGGGGAAUGUAGGCUGUUAUGUAACAAGAAAACUGACAAAGCCAUACAGUAAGAUGCACAAAGAAGCAUCGUGAUUGGCAGUGCCUUGAAAUGCACCAUUGGAGUCCUUGCUAAUGCUGCGUUUGAGUUACCUUGGAAAAUGAAAAUGAUGUCACACCCGUGUUUCCAGCGUUUCAGUUACCAAGUCGGAAAAAAGCAAAAUAGGAGGCAGAAGCAAGAUGGCUACAUCUAUGAAAGUUAUUUUAGCGCUUGCCUUAUAUUUGGACGAGGCAUUUUCAGCUCAGACUUAUGACUUCCGAGGUAACGUGAACGCACCAUAAGUAAGGAGUUCAAAGAAUUCUGGAAUAAUCAUCUUUGCCCCUUUUUAAUGGAGCCAAGAUUUUGCUCCUUUAAAACAGGUACUAGCAGAAAUCAUGGAUGCAUAAGGAGCCAAUCAAAGGUUAAAUGGAGGAAAGAAGUCCUGGACAUCUUUUGGCAUGUUUUAUCUCAGUAUGUUUAUGGUUUAAAACUUUAGAAGUUGCAGAGAUUGGCAAAUAAAUGCUCAUAAGGUGAACAGAAAGGGAAAUUACGAUACAAGUCCUUAACAGUAAGUCUGGAUUUGGAGUUUUACACCAGUCUGUUGUUGUUUGUGUCUUUCAGGCCUCUGGAUUAUCAGAGAUUCAGAGACACAGUGCUGGAUCUGUCAACACAUACACAAGAGGGCUGGAAUAAGGUGAGUCUACUGUUUAUUUCCCCCCAUUUUUGACAUCAUUUCAGUAGACCUAAUUAAACUCUUUCCCUCUGCUUUAACUCUGUCAUCUUUCCCCUCAUCCUUCUCAGGUGUUAGUGCCUUUGGUGUUGCUCCAGGCAUUACAAAGUGAAGGACAGUCACCGACAGAUAUGCUAGAUCUCGGGGUGCGCUAUCUAGAGGAGGAUGAAACUGGCUUCAUUACCCAGCAGGGAGGAUGGGUGAGUUUUCCUGCACACACAUUUUGCGUCAUAUUUACAUAGAAGCCACUUAGAAAUGGAAUAGGGUUUCACAGCGUGUUUAGAUGUUCCAGUUUGUUUGUUUGUUUUUUUGGGGUUUUUUUUUUGCUCUCUUCACAUAGAAAUUCUCAAAUAAUGCCGUAAGAUUGCGCUGUCUCUAUGCUUUAAAACUAAACCAAUCAGUGGUUUUAUAUCAGUGAUCUAGUGUAUGAUUUAACAGUGUGAUGGCGCUGCAGAAACAAAGAGGAGAAACGAGUAAACAAUCAGCACAAACUUAACACAUGCGCGCACACAUUACUCUGCUCCAUCAAGCAGUCUCUGCUGUUUUCACAAACACAGUUUUCCCUGUUUCUACAUCUGAUGCUGUCUCAGCGGUGAAAUAGCUUUGCCCCAAUUCUGCCUCUGACUCGUUAACAUAGACUUGGAGGUGUAAUGGAAACAUUACAGGCUUGUCUUGAACCAAAUGAAAAAAGAGAGAGCUUUUGAUUUUCAGGUCUCCAAAAACACCUUUCGUCAUGUGUUGGAAAUUCUUAAGAAUAACAGACAAAUCAUUGAAUGAAAAUUUAUUUAAAAACAAGUUCAAAUAAGAAAAAUCAUGCAAGCUUGUGCAAAAGCAACAGAAAUGAAACAGAAAGACUAAGGAGGAAUUUGCCUUAAAUGACACCAAGCAUUGCGCAUCAUUUUCCCCGUCUACACCAUCUAAAAGUCGAAUUCAUCAAACCAAUAAUCCUGAAGAUAGCCAAGCAUUAAAAACGCCCCCAAAGUUCUGUUGUGUUUUAUCAUGACUGAAAUGAGCUGUCAGCAUCCCUACCCUCUGCUGCACAGAGCUGCGCUGUGCACUUGUAAAAAGAAGCUUACUCAGAAAAAAAAAAAAAUUGUGGGAAAUUUAUUACACAUAAUGUUGUUUUUUGUAUUUUUGUGUGGAUGUAGAGCCACAAACAGCCCCAGACUGAUUUAACCCCUGAGUCCUGUGACCAUAGACUGUGUAUAGAAUGGACGCCGUCGCCGUCUGCCUCUUCAAAGAAGAGAACAGCACCCUCUGGUGAUGGGCUGCAGUGUAGGUCAUAAAUCCAGCCUCCUCCAGCAAACCUUAUGGAGUUUUGGACAAAAUUUAGAAAUUUAUUACACAGUAUGUACAUUUUUCUCCCGCCUGUUUGCGAUGUUGACAUGUAGUUACUGUAAGACUGGUUUGUGCUCAAGUCCUCUUUUUUCUGUACAGCUCAGUUUUUUAAAUCGGAUCUGUACAUCGUCACAGCUACUCUCCCGCCAAAUAAAUGCGUACAAUGCUACUGAGCAAUGUUGGUUUCAGUAAAUGAAGAAAAAUUGCGGAAAUACCGAGACCUUUUCGGCUUUGAAUCUGUAUACUGGCGGAGGGCAGAAACAAGUUGUCCAUAGUAUAUACAGUCUAUGCCUGUGGCAGUGGUGUCAGUGUAAAACAUUAUACAUAGGUGCAUAUCAGUGUUUGGUCAUUCAGAGGUAAAAUUACUGUCUUGAUAACUUGGGUGCUUGAUCAUGUUGCUGCCUCUGGUACUCCUGGGAAAGUUUGAAAAGAUUUUUUUCAGACCAUCUAGUAGCAACAGUUUUCCUUCCAGUAUUAUACACUGAGGCUCAUUUGCUUAGACAGGGGCAUAUUUCGCUCCAAAUGAAUGCAUAACAACUCAUUAUAAUAUGUACAAACACACAGUGAUGCUGUUUGUUCUGCUGCACAGUUCACACACCCUUUGCUCAUGCUUUUCAAACUAAACACCGUCUCUUUGACUCAUCAUCCCAGGUUUGCAAAAGCAGCACACUCCUAUUUUAAGUCAAGCUCGCAGUGGAGAGCAAAAUGUACAGAAUUUAAAGUAGCCACAGGAGGGCGGUAGUGAGCUACCUCUACAGAUGUUUUAGAUCACAAAAUCCCUGAUCCUUGAGUGAUCCACAAUAACCACAUGACCAUUCAUGGGAUUAAAACACACUUCAUACUGAUAGUAUGUGUGACAGUAAAUCCAUAACAGAUCAUCUGCAGAAUUGGCCCUGCUGUAUUAAAGCGCUAUCACACACUGACAGCAUUUUUAUCGUAUGAUGCCUACAUUUAAAGCAGCAGCCUGUGUCUUAUACCAGUCAGGGUUUAGUGUCUCAUGUAAUCUGAUAAACGUUGGUCUGUUCAACAACAUUCAAUCACAGUAAGUUGCAGUAAUACGAUUGGUUUUUUGUUAUAUAAGUUGCUGCAGUUUAAAUAUAGGAAUAAAUAUUAACAUCUGCUUGAUUUGGAUGAAAAUCUUGACAUUGGCGUCUGCGUGUGUGCACUGUGCUGCUGACAGUAAUCUGCAGGUUUUGACUGAUGGAGCCUCCAGAGUUGUUUUUACUUAAGCAAAUCAGACAAGAGUGGCAAUAUUUCAUUCUCUCUUCUUUUGUUCAAUUUCUUUAUACUUAAUCUGCUGAAACUUUUUGCAUUUUCAUAUUUUUGCACUUUUGCAAUCACAACUAGAGUUUCUUGUUUUCAAUAUAUUGGUUAUUGAGUUUAUUUGAGCGAUGUUCGAAGUAGAUAAAAUGGAACACUGCGUCACAGAUGGCUCCUAUAAAUGGGGUCAUGCUGAUGAAGGUCACGUGACUUAUCGCCCGCUGCACUGGUCGCCAUUACCUCAUCGUUAUGAUACUCUGGCCCUGUUUCGUGCAGUGUAACGUGAAUAGAGCGCUUCCUCCAAACAAAGCUAUAUUAUUACUCUUGUGUUACGUCAUAAGGGAUGAACGAACGAAAGGCUGGCGGGAUCAGUAAUGGAGGGAUGAAGAGAAAGGAGAAGAGAUUGCAUGGAGGGACUGGUGAUAGGAAAGGAAGGGAAUACGAAGGAGGGAGGGGUGUGGGAGAAAAGGGGAUGGGCCAGUAAGAGCAAAGUGAAAUGCUCCAUUAGUUUGACAGCUGCUGGUGUUCACACUCCUCUUCAGUCAGCCUCUACAGCCACACAGCCUCCACCGAGUUAGUCUGAUUCAGGUGAAACCCAGGGGCUUCAGGACUUCAUACUGAGGUAGGAUGAAUUACUUGCGAGGUUGAGCGACCUCAGAGUGAGUUCAGUGGUGGGGAUAUGUGCAUGCGAAUGUGUCCUCUGAGUACGAGCGUUCAGCAGGGACAACACUCAGCAGCUGAGAAGGUCCGCUCAGUUCUCGUCAUGAAAGAUUAGUAUCAUGUCAACAUACUGCACAGAGUGGUUGUCUUAAAGCAGAAUAAUAUCAUUAAUUUAGAUGAUAACCUUAAACGCAAAAAACAAACUCUUUAACAUGAGCGUGAACCGGAUAGGAAUGUAUUUCGGCAACGUAGAAAUGUCUUUGCAUAGUCGACGGCGGGUGUUUGUGCUCGAUUGAUUUAAAAAGUAGAAGUUGUGAACAUCGAGUAUUUUUAGGACAUUGUUAUGAGUCCAGUAAAAGUGGCAACCCGUGUUAGCUUUGGGUGCCCCUCAUCAUACCCUUUUGUUGGUUACAUCCGAACACAACAAGGAUUAUUAUGACCCUAAUGUGGUGCACACUUCAUUUGGCAAGAACAAAACCUGAAGCCUUCAGACAGCACAGCCUGGGGCCAGUGGAAGGGACGAGGGGGGUUCGAUUGGAGGGGUACGAAGAGGACGGAAAACACUUGCUUCAGGGAAACUGAUUCUGAAGUAUGGGAGAUAUAUGACAAAAGUGAAGAGUUGAGUUUAGGAUGAUGCGUCGGACAGUUGCUGAGGUUGUCUCUAAUAGUUUGUUCACAGCUGUUCUCCUGUCUGUCAGUCUUUUUGCUCGCACGCCCUCAUUCCCCUUGAGUCCCCUGACGAAUGUCCUUCAGAGUCUGACAGUGAAAACCGCUGCAUGAGUUUGCACAACAGCCAUUUCAGAUUACCGUCCUUGUGAGCGGGAUGUAACGUGACGCCUGAGGUUUGACAAUUGCACACUGGCAGUAGCACCUGACCUCUUUGUAACGAGAAAGAGAUGAUAAAGAUGCACAGUUUUCCUGCCGUGGACUGAUAGUCAAAGCGCUUCACCUCUGCAUGCUCUCAGUUCCAUGUUGGCUUAUGCUAAUGCUGCAUAGAAACAGUGAUGUAGCACCGAUGAUAUUUUAGGGACAGGGUGCUGUAAGGUUCCAUGUCAGGACACGUCAUGCUGCAGUCUGUACAGUGCAACAGUGCUCCCCCCUGUUACGUAAGCACCCUCCCUCAACAGCCGCAGGAAAUGUGUUAGCAUCCCUGUAUCACUUCAUCUUCAUAACACUGGACUACUUCAGCAAAGUGCUCGCACAGAUUGAGGAAGCCCCAAAAAUAACUCCCAUAAUCCUCUGAAAGCAUCACCAGGGGGCUUGACCGGCCCACUUGUAGCGUGCUGAGGAACUGGGUACAGCUGCGGAGCUCUGGCUAACUUCCAAGGUUUUAAGCAGGGCAUCCAUCCAUCCCUCUGUCCUCUCCUCCAUCCAUCAGCAUCACUGCUGCCACAACACAGUAAUGAUGACUGGCCAAAAACCAAUAUUUACUGAUGCAAACUGUCUGGUUAAACAUAACAGACAGCUUCAGAAGGAGUUUGCUCCAGGCUCUCUCAGUGUUGUCAGAUCCCAUAGACAUUUCUGAUGCUGAACUUUAAGGAGCUUUCGCAUGAACACUGAGGGGACAUUUUGUGUCAAAACAUUGUGAUGGACUAUAAAUAAACACUGAAGAUGGACUUCCUAAUUCAAUAUCUAGUCAAAAGUUAGUAAUAGAGGGAGAGAAUUUUAUUAAAAAAAAAAAAAAAGAAAAUUGGUUGAAAUAUUUUUUUUUUUUUUUUUGAGAAGUGAGCACCCACAUGUACGACCACAUUAAGAAAGAUAAAUUAAUUAAGACUUUGAGAGUGAAGUCGUUAAUUUACGAGAAUAAAGUCAUUACUAACGAGAACAAAGUCAUUACUUACGAGAAUAAAGUGGUAAUAAAAUCAUAAUGAUACUUAUGAUAAUGUGGUGCUGAUGUUUCCGAAAGGUUAAGUAUCUCCUUGUUUGAGGAACCUAUAUUGAAGUACAUUUUUACUAAAUGCUCCAUCGCUCUCAUUUCAACAAGUGUCAUAUUAAACAACAGUCCUUAGAAUAUAAGGACUUUAUUACGACUUUAUUCUCGUAAGUAAUUACAUUAUUACGACUUUAUUCUCAUUAGUAAUAACUUUAUUCUUGUAAGUUAACAACUUUAAUCUCGAAGUUUUAAUUUUAUUUUUCUUAAUGUGGCCCUAAUGCUCUGCCGAACACGUGUGUGUUUAGCAGAAAUUUGGAUUAGGUACUAAAACAUGAAUACGAACCAUGUCUAUGAGAGCAUUUGAAGAUUCUGCUUCAGUGUCGUUUUUUUAGUACUUUGUUUUACGGCAACAAUGACGGAAAAGAAAAAAAAAAUAGUGUUUGGUGAACAGCUGCCAUUUACUUCAGGUCUUGAGUUCGAUUUAAAAUUUCUGACUUUGUAGUAGGUCUGAUUGACUUUUUGUGGGUCAUCUCUUACUGUAAAUUUUGUGUUUAGGAGUUUGUUUUUAUUUUUUACAUUGUUCAAGUUCAGGCGGAUUUUGCUGUUUCCACAUCACCUGCCUUAUGGCUGUAUGUUCAGAGAUGUGUGUGUAUGUGUGUCAAGAGUCUCAUUUUUCAUGUAUGUGGAUAUGAAAGAGCGUCUACCCUUAUCCGGUCUGAUUCAAACUUGGAUAGCUACAGUCUGAUUCAGAGAUGUUUCAUCCAAAUGUGAAAUAGUAUGAUUUAAUUCUAAUUGAUUUAAUUUGAAUAAAAUUUAUAUUUGAAACCCAACUAGUUGUCUACCUGAUAUAACUGAGGAAAAUUAAAGUUGAUGUGCGCAGAAAUAACCUGUCCUUGGUUUUAUCUCUUUUCAGCGAGACAGAAAGACUUGACUUACAGUGUCAUCAGAUAACUAAUGAUAAAGUGUCACACCCACGUCCAACCGUGACUCCAUAACACAAACACACAGUACUUGCUUUCUUGUACACCGGCUUGUAUUAGCUUUGCAGAGACCUGCUUGCACUUGAAACAAAGUUUUUAUAUUCAGGAUAACAUAAUCCUCAUAGAUGUCAAGAGUAGGUAUGAUCCAGAGAAUAUUAGACUGAUGAAAGUAAUCCUGAAGAAGAGCGAUUGUGGUUUCAUUCAGAAACCUGUUUAGAAAAUGUGUCCUGUUUCUCCCUGAAGCUUGAGGGUGUGAUUAUGAGCCCACUGUGUUUUUUUUUUUGCGGUCCUCUUUCGUCCAGGAGGAUGCAGCGUGAUGACAUAAUGUGGCAGCCUUGUGGUAAUGUAGCAACUACUUGUUAUGGUCACAUGAAUGUUGCAGCUGUUAUCCUCCCCUGAAAAUGUGGCGUAAUUUAAAGAUAUUUGAAACUAAACUUUGAACAAAGCAGUCAGCUGUUAUUCUGCAGUGCAGCUCAGUAAGACAGGAAAUGCAAAUCAAUGACAGGUAAACUCACAGACAGUACACCCUUGGCUCUGCAGCAGGAAUGUGUUCUUCUAGUUUUAUAGACUUUGCGUUUGUCUUGGGGCGAGGGAGGAGAGAGGACGGCUCUUGAAAAAGUUAGUGUGUUUCCCAGCUUUGUCAGAGCGAGAGGACAACAGAGCGGAGCUUAAAACCCCGGCUGAUUCAGGCAGGAUUGUCCCCCAGGUGUGUUAUUUUUAAAAGUCUUUUAAUCCUUGUUAAUCUAUUAAUGCAGGCUUAAAAGUGUUUUCCUAUCACUUGUGUGUUCAAAAAGUUCUAUAUCUGAAGCGCCAUUAGUCUUGGACCUUGGUCUGUAAGAUAGGUUGUGAAUGUUGAGGUAUUCUGAGGGAUAUGCUUUGUGAAAAGUUAUGGGUUUAAGAACCUGUGUUUGUGUGCACUCGACUAAAACUUGGAUUACAGCUGUGAAACUCUGUCAAACCUGCUUUCAGAGUCCCUAAAGGUUCAUUUCAUUUUGGCUUUGUGGCAUCAGACACAUGAAACUAGGAGCUUAUAAGAAAAGAUGAUUGUUUUUGUCCCUAAAAACUAGCAACCUUUAGCUUUGGUUUUUCCCACAUUGCCUCCCUGUCCCAUCCAGCUGAUGUGGGUCGGCCCCCCUGAGGACCUGCCUCCUCUCCCUCACAUGAAAAUCAGCUUACAGAGAAAGCAAAUGUUGGAUAACGAUGGAGCGCUGUUUGAUUUAAUCUCUUCGCCGCCUCCCUCGAUACAGCUACCGUGUCCGUCGCCGAGUGUCCUUGUAAGGCAAACAACCGUCACAUUGAGUCAUUGAGGAGUCACAUUUACAUGGGUCAAUAAUAGUUUACAUACUGUGAGCUUGGUCAUUCAACUGCUGUGUUGAUCAGAUGCAAAUUAGUGUUCAACACCCCAAGGAGCAUGGUGAUAUGUUAUCAUGCUCUUUAAAAGAGAAAGUGUAGCUGUGGGAGCUGGCCUCUGCCGUCAGAACCUGUUUGUCUGCUGAACACACACUCUUAAACACACACAUACACACAUACACCCUCCCUGUCAGACAAACACCUCAGUGCCCACUGUCUGUUUGAAUCUCAUCUGUUCAGGUCACACCUACAGGUACGUGACAAAUGAGGGACAAAUACUAAUGUAACCACAACCCUGGCACGAACCUCUCCGACCAGACAACCAGCUCUUAUUCCUCAAUGUUUUUUUUACUGGUACUUGUCGUUUUCCUCUGUUUAGUUCACCUGCUCAAAAAGGUAUGACCACUUAUUGCUAUCAAUAGAGCAGUGUUUGGUAUGAUGUGAAUUUUUAUUAGCAAGUAAGGAUGUAAAAUCUAAAUAUUUUUCGUCAUGGAUCUAAUCAGUGACUUCUUAAAAAAGAUCAACUCAACUUUAUUUAUAUGCAGCCUAAAAUGCUCCACAAAAGGACAGACAGUAAAUAAUAGCAAUAGUUAAGACUUAAGGAAUAAUUAAGGACUCAUUAGAAAAACUGAAUCAAUACAGUAAAAUCAAUAAAACAUGUUUGAGUGGUAAGCAAAAUUAAAAUCAGUAAGUUAAAAAGAUGGUACAAAUACAAGACAAAGUGAAUAAGUAAACUUAAAAAUAUAACGGUGUUCUAAAGACAAGGGUUAUACAGAUGCAUAUAAUAAAUGUAUUUAUUGUCUGAAAGAUGGAGGUGCAAACUAUUAAAUUUGUGAGUGCUGCAACAAGAGAAAGAUUUCCAACUCUUGGUUUUCAGUUUUCUGCCUAUGUGCUUUACUGAUUAAAAAAAAAAAGGAUCUGCACAGUCAGGUGUUUUUGUAAGUCUAGGGGAAAGCAUGUUGGCUCAAAACGUCACUUUGUCCUCAAUAAACCCGGUUUAGUGCAAACUCAGUUUGUUCACCACAAAAAAAAAAACGAGGUUUUCUGUCUCAGAGAGUGGGGUAACUAAAACUUGGAAAGGGGGUGACUCGAGCGGUUCUGAAAGAGAGGGGACUUAAACACAGAGUCUGUUACUUGCAGCAAAUGGACUUGACUAAAUGCCUUGACUAAACCUGUUCCUGACCAUGUUAGGUUCACAAGCUCAAGUCCCUUGACUAAGAGGCAGUGUUUAAGUAAAGAUCAAGGUGUUUUUGCAGAGUCUGUUAGGACAGCCGAUAUUCAACAUUUUUACAAUAAUCAGCAUCAGUCGUUUUUUGCACCGCAAGCCGAUAAAAAAAAAAAGGUUAAUUUCAACACUGUUCAACUCUUACACAGCUGCUUCUCUCUGCCUGAAGUCACCACUCUCAGCUGUGUAACAAUGUCCCGCCUACAGUCCCCACUGAUUGGCUACACAGACAACCAAUCCACACUCAAGCUUCUAGUUAGUUAAGAUACCUGCACUGUUUGUUGUUUUUGUUGUUAUGACAGUAAAACAAUUGUUUGAACCUUUUCAACAAAGAUUUGCAUCUUAUUAUACAGCAGUUUAGGGUCUUUUUAUCACAGAUUUUCACAGUCUACAAAACAAACAACAAACAGUGUUCUGUGUUCAUUCUAAACCCAGGUGUGUUUUCUAAAAUGUUGACACCAAAAUAUACAUUUUUAAAUAAAUCUUGGUUUUAAAUAUUGGUUAUCAGUUUACUAAUAAUUGGUAUCAGCAUUGGCCCUAAAGAAAAACAGAUCAGUCAAUCCUUAAUAAACAGAAUACUGUCUAGCAUGUCCUUUUAUGAAGGAGCCUCUUUAUAGUCAUCAUGCACGUGUGUAACUCUGAGGGAACUCCACCAGCCAGCGGGUUUGCUGUAAAACAUGCUUCACUGCAGAGACUGUGGUCUGUGCUGUGUGAAGAUAAGGAUAAACUGCGUUCACUUUUUACUUUUUUUUUCUGAAUGUUUUCUUUACCUUUGGACUGGUGUGCUAGUGUGAAAUUUUGAGGAAAUUAGUCUUACAACUGAUUGUCUGGUAAUACUUUAACUAGUGUCUCUGUACAGUAAUGCCACUUACAACUGUGGCAUCCAAAAGGCACAUUAAGAGGUGGGGGUAAGAAAUAGGAUUAAUCUUGUGUCCACUGGGGUUACUAAAAAGCAACAUGAGUCCAAGUUCUUCCGCACAGGGGGCUUCAAAAUAAAAAAGAAGGAAAGCUAAUGUGCCCAAGUCCAGAGUUUGAGGUUCAAACUUGGACUCGCAGGCCUCUUAUUCUGUGUUGUUGUCGCUGGACAGUGUGACUUCAUACUGCAUGAUACAAGCCGUUGCAAACUGCAGUGCACGACGUCUUAUUAACCCCUUAAUCCCUCCUCCAUACUCCACUCAUGCCCUCAGGACAGUGUGCAUGUCAGGAUGCAUCUGGUUCUUUGGCGCUCAUUGUAAUACUCACCGUGCUAUUUCUGAACCACACUCUGUAGAUUCUGCAGCACAAGCGCACAUUCAGCACAAAAGAAAAAUCAACCACUCUUUUAUUUUUUUUGUCAUGGUCGGCCAGAGAGAUUUGGUGCAAAAGUUUGACCUUUUCAAUAUUCUGAGGAUAAACAAGAGUAUAUUUCUGCAGAUUUCCAGAUUGAUUCAUUUGAACACUGUCUGCUUUAGUAAGCUUGACCUGCGUGUGAGCCCCUAAUACCCAGAUGAUCAUAUGAUAUGCCUGUUAUAUAAUGAGAGAGCUCUGCAGAUGGCUCUGGACCUAUUGUUGGCGCCACUAGGUGGCAUAUAAGGUCAACUUUAAACUUGUGGUGUAGUAGGCUUUAUUUCCCCCAUGUGAAGCUGUAUAUGAAGAUUUUAGUGAUUUUGAGCCCAUGCAGUGAUCUCUAAUACAGUCAUGUCUGUUUUUAAUGCAGUGCUGCGUCAUGACCCAAAGAUCACAGCUAUCCUAUAUCAUUACCAGCCCUUUCCCUUUUGUACAGAGAUUCCUCCAGAUUCUCUUGAUUUGGGUAUUAUGUACUGUAGAUGAUGAAAUCACUCUUUAACACUCAGGGCCAUUUACCUGAAAUUGUCAAACUAGUUUCUCACUCCGGCUCUCAUAGAAUAAUGAAUCUGUUUCACCCAGUCAUGUUGAAAUGUUCAUGUUGUGAGAUGUUCCUUCAGGUGUUUCUUUACCCAACAUUUUCAGUGAUUUAAUGUCUUUUAAGCUACAUUUUACAUCCAACUCUUCAAGAAUUAGGUUUGUAUGUUACAGCAAAAAUAGACUCAUCGCGUAUCUUUAGCAGUGCUGCUCUUGAUACGAUGCUGCGACGGAGCUGAUACGCGUCCUGUAUGCUUUGCUGCAUUGAUUAGAAUGGCAACCUAUUUGCUGCGUGAUAUGUGACACUGCCGAUGCGUAGUGAAUACGGAUCCUGUGUGUUUCAGCCUUUAGGAAAAACACCCUCUAUCUCUGUCGACACUGUUAUGAGUAUUGUCGAACCACAGAUUAUACUCUAGAUAAGUGGUUCUCAAGUCCAGUCCUCGAGGCCCACUGUCCUGCAUGUUUUGGGUGUUUCCCUGCUCCAACACACCUGAUUCAAAUGAUCAGCUCGUUAUCAAGCUCUGUAAUGGCGAGCUGAUCAUUUGAAUCAGGUGUGUUGGAGCAGGGAAACAUCCAAAACAUGCAGGACUUGAGAACCACUGCUCUAGAUGAUUUUACCCUGUGCUCUUCAGUGUGGAUUUUUAUGAUGUAUAUAAAAGUUGAUGGCAUCUCUGUCUCUGUUUACCACAGGGUGAAAUAUUCAGCCUUGAGUCAGAGGAGGAGCGAGGUGAGAACAUCGCUGAAGACAGCAACGAUAUUUACAUCCUCUCAGGGGAGCAGCAUCCCGACCAGCUCAGCCCCCCGUCCUCGCUGCUCUGCACAGGAGACAACAGCAGCGGGCAGAGCUCCUGGCAGACGGAAAGCUUACCCGUGUCUCUGGCCGGCCACGAGUCUUGGGCACAGGUUGCAGCGAUGGACCCCGAAGAGGUCAAGAGCCUGGACAGCAACGAGGGCGUGGCACUCGCCGAGGAGCGCAGCGAGAACAACUCCUCGAACUCGGACAUUGUCCACGUUGAGCGCGAGGAGGCCGAGCUGCUGGAGGAAGGCGGAGAAGUGGGAGCGAUAGAAGACAGCAUGAUGAGUGUUUUAGGCACAGAGAGCGAGCUGGCCGAGCUCAGGGAGGAAUUCAGGGACCCGACUCCGCCUGUUCCAGAGCCAGCCGACGCGGACUCCGCAACCCCAGCCUCCCUGCUCUCGUUAGAGGACCCAGUGGUUAUAGAGACGCCCACAAUCUUGUCAGCAGAGGCUUCCCUCACCUCCUCAGAACCAGAGCUGCCUCCCCCUGUCCCAGAGGCCCCUGUGCCAGAACCCGCAGCACCCUUAUCUGUUCCUGCAGUAGAACCAGAACCUGAGCCAGAAACAGCUGCUGACACUGCCCCAGUGCUCGCUGAGGUAGCAUCCCCAUCUUUGGCCAAGGAAACCCCUGCUGCACCAGCAGAGCCUGAAGUCACCUCAGAACCAGCUCCUGAACCAGAGCCAGAGCCUGUCACAGUGCCUCCCCAGUCAGAACCAGAGACUGCUGCAGAACCAGAGGCCCCGCCGGCUGAACCUCCUGUCCCAGAGGCCCCCGCAGAAGUCCCUACUGAGGAGCCCCCUUCACAGCCAGAGCAGAACACAGAGCUCCAGGUGCUGCUGUACGGAGGAGCGGCUCUGGUGGCCAUCUUCGCUGUUAUGGCUUAUGGAGUCGUGAGCUACAGGAGGAAGUAGACGAGUUUCUUCUCAGGGGAGGGAAUGCAAAUCUCAAAAUGUUAAAGGUAGAAAUAAAAAGUACUAGCACACACGUGGUGAGACUCUCCUUACAAAGUGUGUCGGACAUCAAACGAGGCUGCAGUUUAUUUAACAUCGGGUACGGGCUCAAAAGGUCAUAAACCUGGGAAAAUGUCCUGCAGAGUACCAGAAUCUCACAUCAUCUUCAGACGUACCGCUUGGAGUCCUGGCUGCCUCACAAGCCUGGCUGUCCACACAGAAGAAGGGGGGUGGCGACGCACUCCACAGCUCUUAUUUUCAUGUCUUCUCUCCUGUUGGGUUAUUAACGUGCAGGUUUGAUCCAGAUUCUUCAAAGUCCAUCUCAUCAUUUCAAACUUUGAAGAGUGUGUGGACCUGAGUCUGCCUUUUGCUCGUUUCUGUUCUGUCUGUCGCUGCACAACUAUGAAACCCUUAACAUUCACUGUUGCUGUCAUUUCUUUGAAAUAGUUUCCAUUCAUCUCACUGUGACGAGUUCAUUCGAUACCUCCUCUAAUGAACAAAACCAAAUUAGCGAUACGAUUAAGACGCAAAUAAUUUAAUUGCGUGAAUCUGUUUUUGCGGCUGCUUCUAAAACAGGAGUGUUAAAUUUGACUCUUGCUCUAUUUUUUUUUUUUACAUGCAGCAUGUUUUAGUCCAGAGCCCCCAGGUGUCAGCUCAAGAGAAAAAGUUCCAUGUGUUAAUCUGCACUCGCACUUGACUGUAUGUAGGAAGAUUUGCAGGCCUUCCUCAUGGGUAUCAAAUCUGUGUCCAUACAAUUGUAACAAAUUUCAAACCUGUCCCUAUGAAUUGCAAAUCUGUCAGCACAUAAUCUAAACUGUGCACACAGAUUUGCACUUGGCCUUUUUAUUUUUCUUGACUUUGUUACAGGGGGGCUCUGUUUUCUAACUUUCUCUAAGUAUAGAGGAUUUGCCCAAAAAGGCCGAGAAUUAAACAGAAAAUUGCUGCAUAUUGAGAUACAUCAGUUUUUUCUGAUUUACUUCAAGGUCCUGACCUUCUGUUGCUGUCAUCAGAAAUGCAUUUUCAUGUACUGAUAAGAUCCAACCCAGGAGUUAAGUACUGCAGAGGACAGAUUCCUACUGCAGUCUGUUUUCCCCUCCUCUGAAGUCACUCCAGUACUGUCAGCUUUUUAGCCACUGACUUUCCUAAGCAGGUAGUUUUACAUUACACUAGGAGAGUGGUAGGACUUGGUCUGCUAAACCGAAUUUCAAUCAUCCAUUUAACUUGAAAAUAUAAUUAAUUACAAAAACUUCAUGGACAAACAAUGCCCCAUCGUACAUCUUGAAGCCUUUUUCAAAUCUUUACCUUAACUGGUCUUAAAGACUGUCAUCAAAGGAUUUUAACUUCACAUCUCCCCUGAGUUAAAGAAGGCACUGCAGAAGUGCAUUAAAAGUUGAGUUUUUCAUCUGCAACUGUCAAAACCGCUUCAGUUUCCUCGUGUGAUUCUUCAUUUGCAUGAGGAUGCUGUGACAAAGAACCAAUUUUAGACGCUCAGUCAAAGACACUUAAGCAUGAUUACAUUUCCCACCUGGUGAAAUUUGUACAGUUACUAUCAAAUUCAGAGGCACUACAGUGCAAAAGUUUUUCCAGAGAAUGAGUGAACCCUUAGUGGAAUAUCCCCUGGUAUUCCCCAUGUUAAUUUAAAAAAUAAAAAAAGUUUUUCAGCUUUUUGAGAAUUUAAGUCAGAAGGACAUGGUAAAAAAAAAAAAAAAAAUCCCCACUAUCUUCUCAUCACUGAAGAAUGUUUGUUUGGAGAAACUGGGAGUCGUUUAUUUAGCUGUAUCACCAUGACUGGCUGUGAAAACAUUUGGUACAGAAGGGAUGUUUCCAUGUUAGACUUAGGAAUCCUCAUGGACUUGAAGCCUACUUUAAAGGGAAACUGUAAAAAAGAACAGAGCAGGAUGGAUGUCAAAGGUCCCAAACAUGACACUUUGUACCCCGAGUUUCCUACAAUACUUUGUUUGAGAUGAGAAUAAAAGAUUGAAAUAUUUGGGAA
This is a messenger RNA of Xyrichtys novacula (pearly razorfish), 27176 nucleotides long. The record is from the annotation of a GenBank genome assembly. Lineage: Eukaryota; Metazoa; Chordata; Actinopteri; Labriformes; Labridae.